Molecule: messenger RNA, 1257 nt
Organism: Rhea pennata
Lineage: Eukaryota; Metazoa; Chordata; Aves; Rheiformes; Rheidae
Exons: 4
Coding region: 1-639 (212 amino acids)
Source: RefSeq, a predicted model, not a curated record
AUGCUGCACCCCCGGCGCCCCCAGCCCGCCUUUCCUUCGCCGUGGGUCUGCGAGCCUCGAGCCGCGAGUCACAGCUUUCGCAGUCGCAGGGCUCUUAGAGGCCGGUUCGGAUCGAGGCGCUCGUGGACACGGUUUCCAGUUUUGCCCCGCAGUCACAAGGGCUGCAAGCUCGCUAGCAAAACGAGGAAGAAACGGUUUUCACUCCUGUGUGAUCACCUGAUUCCAGGCCCUGGGACUUUACGGGAACCACCAGACACUGGGAGGUGUGCAAAAAAAGUCAUAAAGAAGGCGUCGCAGCCGGUCCGUCUGUCCAUCUGUCCGCCCACCCACCCACCUCCGUGCACAUUCAGCCCGGCAGGCAAGAAACCCAGCCGCAGAGCCGGAGCCGGGAUGAGCCAGGCCACUGCUACCUGCCCUCCUGCAGCCCCCGUGACACGGUCCAUUAUUUAUGCAGCUCUGCGUGGAGGUCUGAGCUGCAAACACAGGCUUUGGAGCCAAAGGAGGAGUGAUACCAUUUUACCAUCCAUUGCACCAAUGCAUCAAUCCGAAAAGAAAGUUCCAGGAGAAACAGGGAGGAACACAAGGAAAUGUCCUUUUCCUGGACAUUUAAUGUUCUGGGAUGCCAACUACAAGGUCUAAAGCAAACAGUGAGUGGCAGUCACUUCCCAGUGAACACGUCUCCUGUCUAAGAAUUGAAAACACACUCGAGAGCGUCUCCCGGUCUCGAAUUCUUGUUGUAAGUGCUCCUGGCAUCUCUGUCCUUUCAGCACUUACUUUAGUUGGCAACGCAAUGUUUUUCUUUCUUUUUUUAGAAUAUUCCUCUCAGGAGGCUCCAAGCUCUAGGCUAGGACCUGAGAACAGCAUGUUUGGAGAGCCUGAUUACACACUGGGGAGAUGAAGGAUAACACGGACCGGGAAGGGUCUGGCUGAAAGCUCAUGGACUGGGGCCAAAGCCCUUUGCGGUUUUCUGCUCCAUGCACUAAACAUAUAUUCUUGGAGCUGCUGCUGAACUCUGCAGAGAUCUGUGUGGAAGAAGCCGUGUUUUGCCUCACAGAACAAGGAAGAUGAAGGGGGUAACGUGGUGGGUCUGUUUGCCGCAGAGCUUCGUAAGUCUCCCAGCUAUAUGCGAGUGGAAGGAGAAGCAAAUUCAUGAGCUGCAGCACCGUCCCCUCACAUCGGCUCUCCAAACACAGGCAGAAAAUCUCCAAAGGGGCUGAGAAGCUUAGUGUUUUAAUUUGCCUGUUUUACUUUGUUUUG